GUCGCCGUCUCUGUCUCACGCUGCGGCGGCGGCGAGCUCGGCAGCCUCCGGGCUUCCGCAGAGGCUGAGAGAGCCGGGCGGGAAUCGGCGCGGGCCGGGAGCGGAGGCCGAGUCCUUGCAGGUGAUUCCUGGAGCUCCAAGAUAAGGUUUCCUGUGACUUGUCGUUCAACUUCCCCUGCCCUGGCUUCAGUGUUUCUACCUUUUCCCAAGAGCAGCAGAAAAUGAAUAAAUUCCAGGGACCAGUGACAGUCAAGGAUGUUAUUGUUGAAUUCACCAAGGAGGAGUGGAAAUUACUGGACCAUGCUCAAAGGACCCUUUACAAAGAUGUGAUGCUGGAAAACUAUAGUCACCUAAUCUCAGUGGGUUAUUGUGUGAGUAAGCCAAAUGCGGUCUUCAAAUUGAAGCAAGGAAAAGAGCCAUGGAUAUUAGAGGUAGAAUUCCCACAUCGGAACUACCCUGAAGAUCUAUGGAAUAUUAAUGACCUAGGAGCAAGGUACCAGGAAAGCCAAGCUGAUAAUUCAAGGAGUGGAGAACUUAGAAAACAACAGAAAACACAUACCAGAGAGAAAUCCUAUGAAUGUAAUGAGUGUGGAAAGUUCUUCUGCCAGAAGUCUGCCCUCAUAGUACAUCAGCAUACGCAUUUAAAAGACAAAGACUACAAAUGUAGUGAAUGUGGGAAAUCUUUCUCUAGGAAUGAAGACCUCACAACACAUCAGAAAAGUCAUACCAGAGAGAAAACCUAUGAAUGUAAAGAAUGUAAGAAAAUUUUCUACCACCUGUCAUCUCUCAGUAGACAUCUGAGAACUCAUAUAGGAGAGAAACCCUAUGAAUGUAAUCAGUGUGAGAAAGCCUUCUACCAGAAGCCACACCUCAUAGAACAUCAGAAAACACACACUGGGGAGAAACCAUUUGAAUGUAAUGAAUGUGGGAAGUUUUUCUAUGUGAAGGCAUACCUCAUGGUACAUCAGAAAACACACACAGGAGAGAAACCCUUUGAAUGCAAAGAAUGUGGUAAAUUCUUUUCCCAGAAGUCACACCUCACAGUACAUCAGAGAACACACACAGGGGAGAAACCCUAUAAAUGUAAAGAAUGUGGCAAGUUCUUCUCUAGGAAUUCACAUCUCAAAACUCAUCAGAGAACUCACACAGGAGAGAAACCAUAUGAAUGUAAGGAAUGUAGGAAAUCCUUCUACCAGAAGUCAGCCCUCACAGUACAUCAGCGAACUCACACAGGGGAGAAACCCUUUGAAUGUAAUAAAUGUGGAAAAAACUUUUACUAUAAAUCAGACCUCACCAAACAUCAGAGGAAACACACAGGAGAGAAGCCCUAUGAAUGUAAUGAAUGUGGUAAAUCUUUCUCUGUGAAUUCAGUCCUCAGAUUACAUCAGAGGACUCACACAGGAGAGAAACCAUAUGAAUGUAAUGACUGUGGAAAAUCCUUCUCUCAGAAGUCACACUUCGUCAUACAUCAGAGAAAACACACAGGUGAGAAACCUUAUGAAUGUCCGGAGUGUGGAAAAACCUUCAUCCAGAAGUCAAAACUCACUGCACAUCAAAAGACACACACAGUGGAAAAAAGCUUAUAAAUAUUAUGAAUUGGGAACUUGUCUGAAUUUAUCCUCCAGAAUACUCAAAUAAUUUAUAUGAGAGAAAUCUUAUGAAUAUAGUCAACGUGGAGGAAUUUUCAGCUAUAAUCUUUCCUCACAGUAUUUCAGCAAACAUGCAAGAAGAAAUUCUGUGAAUUUCUAAACAAGGAGAAAUGUUACCAUACAUCAGACUUUACUAAAUAUCAGACAGCACAGAUGGCAGAAGCACUACAAAUGUAACGCUAUAAGGGAAAUCCUUUUUUUUUUUGUUCAGAAAUAAAGCCUUAUUAUAAAGAUAGAAAUCACAUAGGAGAGAAAUCCUAUAAGUAAAAUGAAUGGCAGAAAAUUUCCUGUAAGGCCAGCCAUUAUGAAGCAUCUAAGAGCACACAUGGGCGAGUUACUUCUGUCAGUGUGUAUGUAUUCAGAAAUCUUAAUACAUAAGUUGGACUCAUGUUAGAGGACACAAGGAGAUAAAUUCACAGACUGUGACAAGUACAGAAAUCUUUACCAAGGAAUAAGGUUUCAUUGACUUUCAGAUCCUUGAUACUUGGAUGAAACCUUAAUAGAUAUUUUAAGUAUAUGAAAGCUUCCUUAAAAUUUUCCAAGAUAAUUUGUACUGAGGAAAACAGUUAUGCUAGAAGUCAUGUUGCAGAUCUGAUUCCAAAUUUGUUUUUAAAAGAACCUCAUAAUGUCUAGAUAUAUGAAGCUUUUUAAGAAGCACAAAUAGAGUAAUAAGGCAACAGUUUUAAACAGAGGAUGAGUCCUGUAUGUGGGACCUAUGUAUGUAUGUGAGUGUUCUGUAAAACAUAAAUUGUGUGUAUGUGGUAUACAUGUGGAACCCAUCCAUAGUUGUAUACAGGAAACACAUAACCUUAUGUUAAUAACUAUCAUUACGUAUAGGAAGAUGCUUCAUAUUAAACCUCAGCAGUGACUCCUGUUGUUAAAAUAAUAUGCAUUUUAAGUACAAUAUUCUUUUAAAAUUAUAGUGCAUCUUUUUUCUUCUAUUUCUUGAUACUUAUAAACUUGAUAUGGACAUUGCUAAUGACUAACCCUGUAAAAAGACACAAAAUGUUUUUCUAAAAUUUUGAACUGUCUCAUAAUCACCAAAAUUUUGCAUUAGACAUUUAUUUAUAGUAAAACCAGCUAAAACAGUAGUGUUUAUUGCACUCUACAUAAUAAAACAAACAGCACUUUGUAAAGAAAUAUCUUCGCUAACUUUUUCUUAUUAGUAGAGGCAACAUGGCAUAUGGUGAGAAGUGUGGACUUCAGACUCCUACUGCCUGGCUCAAAUUCCAGCAUGCCACUUAAUUCUCUGUGCCUCAGUUUCCUCUUCUAUAAAGGAAUAAUGAUAGUAAAAAUAUCUUAGAAUUGAUUUGCAGCAUAAAUGAGUUAACAUUUUUAAAGCAUUUAAUCUCUCUGUAUCUCAGUUUUCUAUAAAAGUAAUUAUUGUAAAAAAUCUUAGGAUUGUUUUGAGGCAUCAAUGAGUUUUUUUUAAAGCACUUAGUACAGUGUCUGGGACACAAGAAGAGCUAUGUAUUAGAUACUGCAAUCAUUAUAAUUUCUUUUAGUUCCCAAAUAAUACUGCAAAAUAAUGGUUGGCUCUCCAAUAUUCAUCCCCCAAUUUAUUGCUGGUAGUACCUUAAUCUGGUUUGGUAUCCAUUUCUCCCUCAAGUGAUUCAGGGACAAAUCCUGAUUAGCUGAAUCUGGGGUUGACAAACUUAAGAACCCAGGGAGCAGAUCUGGACUACUGCCCAUUUUUGUAACCUGCAAACUAAGAAUGUUUUUUACAGUUGAAAAAAGAAAAGUGUGACAUGUGAAAGUUAUAUGAAAUUCAAAUUUUAAUGUCCAUAAAUAGUUUGAUUAGAACACCAACACAGAAAUAAUUUGUGUAUUGCCUACAGCUGCCUUCCUGCUAUGACAGCAGACUUGAGUAGUUAUGAGAUACCAUAUGGCCUACCAAGCCUAAGAUAUUUACUCCUGGAACCCCUGUCUAAACAGCCGUGGCAGUCUUGUUCUUAUCAGUGAUUGGUUUAUGGUGGACAUGUGACCUGGAUAUGGCCAAUGAAAUAUUCAGGAAAUAUUCUGAGGAACUUAGGGAGAAGUUUGCCUUAUUGAUAAGGGAAACAUAGGCUACAAUUGCCUUUUUCGGAUAUGGCACUUCAUUGUGUCUUAUUACCCUAAGGGUAGAAUGGAAAUAUGCAAAGAAUAUAGAUGAAGAAUAAUGUCAGAUUUUCCUAACCCUUGAGAUAUAUUAUUUAGAUACUUUUUGAGAUAUCAGCUAAUUCUUUAAGAUAGUUGAUAUUUUCUGUUACUUAGGACUGAAAACUUUGCAACAAAUUUAGAGGCAUACUUUUAUAAAUAUGUGUUUCAAAAUUAAUGUAUACCACAGUUUUCUGGGUGGGUGGUUUUUGUGCAAUGUAUUUACAUGUUAAAAGUCUAGGCACUAGAAAAACUUAUUUUUGCCAAAGAAAUUUCUUUUUUUUAAUUUGCUGUGUUAACAUCAAAACAGGAAACUUCCUGAUGGGGUGCAGCAGUAAAUGUAUGAAAUUGAAAUAGAAAUUAAACUCAAUUGUUAAUUGA
Messenger RNA from Choloepus didactylus (southern two-toed sloth), 4166 nucleotides. RefSeq names its product zinc finger protein 25 (gene ZNF25). Bases 222 to 1586 code for a protein of 454 amino acids. Gene Ontology annotation, biological process: negative regulation of transcription by RNA polymerase II. Gene Ontology annotation, molecular function: DNA-binding transcription repressor activity, RNA polymerase II-specific. NCBI's taxonomy places the organism in Eukaryota, Metazoa, Chordata, Mammalia, Pilosa, Megalonychidae. The transcript has 6 exons. The record is from RefSeq and is a predicted model, not a curated record.